AAGGCCACGACCAAUGUCAGUCGGCUUCGGAUGCGCGAGCGCACUCUACGUAUAUUAAUAUAUAUUUUUAUUGCAAAUUGUUAGUCUGUCACCAUGGUUUCAGCUGUGAUUAAGUUAAGUGCGGUGAUGUUGCUGGUUGGAGUUUGUUUUGCUGACAUUAGCCUGAAACCGGUCACAGAAGUGUGUCUGGGAUGUAUCUGCCAAGCGGUGUCGGGCUGUAAGAUUGGUACCACCUGCGACGGCAACGCUUGUGGCCUGUUCAGAAUCACGUGGGCUUACUGGGCUGAUGCCGGCAAACCAACGCUGAAUGGAGUUUCUCCUGACUCCACCGACGCAUAUUCAAGCUGCACCAAUGACCCGCACUGUGCUGCCGACACUGUCCAGGGAUACAUGAGGAAAUUCGGACAGGACUGCAAUGGUGACGGAGUGGUGAACUGCUACGACUACAUGGCAAUCCACAAGCUGGGAGGAUACGGCUGCACGGCUGACUUACCGUUCCAGUACGUGAACGUAUUCAACCAAUGCGUGGCCGCGGUCGCACAGGCUCAACAAGGCUGAAAAUAACAUCAGAGCAUUUUAAAAAUAGAACACAAUAAUUUUAUGUAUCUAAAUUAUUUUUAACUGGCAACUCAUAACAUUUACACUACUCUUGGGAUAAAAGCAAAAUGUCACUUUAAUGUCGCGUUUCUGUCUACGCGCAAUUUAGUGCGAUGUCACGUCUAUUGCAGUGUAUCAAUGUGGUGAGGUGACAGGUAAAAAUUGAUGUACUUGAAAAAAUAAUACGUAAUAAAAUAGGUAUCUAGGAAAACAGUAAUAAUAAGGUUCCAACUUCCAAAUAGGCACGAAAGUUUGAAAAACACAAAAAUUAAUGUAACAUCGUAAGAAAUCUGCUAUGUGUUAUUUAAAUUAUCAAAAAAAAAAUUAUUGAAUGAUUUAUUCCUAAUUUUUUAAAAUUAAAAAAGCCAUGUUUCGAUUUAAAAAAAAAUACCUGCCAUAUAUUUUUCUUUGAUUUUUAAGAACUUUAGCGAAGAUAUGAAUAAAAUCUUUAGAGGUAACCAAAAAAAACGAAUAAAAUUUAAAAUGCGUUAAUUUUAGGUUAGAUACUAAUAAAAAUAAAUAGUCAUUUACUAGUUUUUAUAUACCUACAUGAUAAUUUGUAAAAAUAGAGAACGAGGAGAGUCUCAAAUCAAAUAGCGCCUCCUUCAAUAAUAAUAAUUAAUUAAUUAAAUAAACAAACAAUAAACAGAUCAUCUUCUAUACUAUUCUGUACUUAUGUUAGUACAAAUCAUAAUCUAAGUUAAUAAAAAAAAUAUACAAAACUAAAAA
Molecule: messenger RNA, 1326 nt
Organism: Bicyclus anynana (squinting bush brown)
Lineage: Eukaryota; Metazoa; Arthropoda; Insecta; Lepidoptera; Nymphalidae
Product: lysozyme
Exons: 4
Coding region: 94-558 (154 amino acids)
Molecular function (GO): lysozyme activity
Source: RefSeq, a predicted model, not a curated record